CGGCGGCGGCUCCCAGCAUGGUGCGGUGCGGCGGGGCCGUGCUGCGGAAGUAUGGCAACUUUAUAGAUGAUUUACGGCUCUAUGUGAGAGGAGGAACAGGUGGAAUGGGUUAUCCUCGUCUAGGUGGGGAAGGAGGGAGAGGUGGCGAUGUCUGGUUCGUCGCCCGAGAAAGAACUACCUUAAAGAGCAUAAGGGACAGAUAUCCCCAGAAGCGAUUUGUAGCUGGAACAGGAGUCAACAGCAGUGUUAAAGCACUAAAAGGUGAAAAAGGAAAAGAUUGUGAAGUUCAUGUGCCUCUAGGAAUUUCAGUUCUUUGUGAUGAUGGCAAGCAGAUUGGAGAGCUUAAUGCAGCAGGAGAGAGAUUCCUAGCAGCUCGUGGAGGUCUUGGAGGCUCUUUGGCCACAAACUUCUUGCCUUGCAAAGGUCAGAGGCGAAUUGUUCGUCUUGAUUUGAAACUUAUAGCAGAUGUUGGCUUAGUUGGGUUUCCAAAUGCGGGAAAAUCAUCCUUGUUAAGCAAGAUUUCUCAUGCCAAACCUGAGAUUGCGAAUUAUGCAUUUACAACAAUACAGCCUGAACUAGGAAAGAUCAUGUAUGCAGAUUAUAAGCAGAUUUCAGUAGCUGACCUCCCAGGACUGAUUGAAGGCGCACAUGCAAACAAAGGGUUGGGCCACAAAUUUCUCAAACACAUAGAAAGAACCAAACAGCUUCUCUUCGUUGUUGAUAUUUCUGGGUUUCAACUGUCUAUUAAGACUCAGUUCAGAACAGCCUUUGAAACUAUAUUGCUUCUAACGAAGGAACUGGAGCUGUACAAAGAGGAACUUCUAACAAAGCCUGCACUUCUUGCCAUUAAUAAAAUGGAUUUGCCUUGUGCAAAGGAUAACUUGAAUGAACUUAUGAAGCAACUACAGAAUCCUCAAGACUACUUACACUUACUACAGGAAGAAAUGAUUCCUGCAAAUACACUUGAAUUCAAAGAUAUAAUUCCUGUAUCUACAUGUACUGGAGAAGGAAUUGAGGAACUAAAAGCAUGUGUAAGAAAAUCCAUAGAUGAGGAAGCAGAGCAGGAGAAUGAAGAGUAUCGGAAAAAGAAACUACUACUUUUACAAACUUCAGAAAAACAAAUGAAUAGAAGCUAGCAUUCUUGGCUGGAUACAAUGCAUUUUAAUAUUCUUAGUAUGUACGUGAACCCACUGCUAUGCAGACCUUCCAUUUAAUUUUUGUUCUCUCUACCACCACUGCCCAGUUCUCUGCUCCCCCCCAUUGUCUCAAUUUCUUUUGGCAGUUGGGUGGAGCACAGUGGGGAAAAGAACAGGUUUUUCUGAUUUAUGUUGGCUACCGACUCAACAGAGUAAAGACCAAAGUAUGUGCAGCUCAAAGCACUGCUUUAACAACUGAUGAUCCCUAGCAUAUUUUUUGCCAAAUGAGACGAAUGGAAGGAAUAUAACCCGCGCAGGUAGCAAAGGAGCAAGUUCAGCCACUCUGCAUCUUCUGCCACGGGCAUCAGAAACACCGCAGGAAAUUUCUGAUGGAGCAGUUUUCCAGGGUCUAGUGCUUCUAAGGUGAACCAGUUCUGCUACUUUGACAGGCACCUGAUUGUGGGGGGUUUGUUAUUUUUAAAGAUUUAAAGGAAAACACAAAUAAAUGGCCGCAAGGAAGUGACUUGCAGGAGCAAGAAAAAGCAAGGCUGAUGUGUAAUGUUUUUUUCACAGCUGCUGGUGCCUACUGUAGUCCUCUUGAUCAUAUAAAUCCUGAUUCCAAAUUCCCAGACUUAAUUUGGGAUUCCCUCCUUUUAUGGAGUUGUGGGUAUAUGUUACUUCUUAGUGAAGAAAAUGAUGACUGCUUUUCAACAGAGCUAUGCAUUUUUGGGAAUAUUUAAUGUUCCAGUUUUUGUAUUACAAGCAGGCCCACUUAUAUUUUACUUUUUUAAAAAAAAAUUGGAGUCCUUUAUUGUACAGGAUGUUUUCUACUUCAAAGCUAUUAAAUUGAUUGCAAAGCAAAGACUGAAUAC
Messenger RNA from Gymnogyps californianus (California condor), 2008 nucleotides. RefSeq names its product GTP binding protein 10 (gene GTPBP10). Gene Ontology annotation, molecular function: magnesium ion binding; GTPase activity; GTP binding. NCBI's taxonomy places the organism in Eukaryota, Metazoa, Chordata, Aves, Accipitriformes, Cathartidae. Gene Ontology annotation, cellular component: mitochondrion. The coding region runs from base 18 to 1136 and encodes 372 amino acids. The transcript has 10 exons. The record is from RefSeq and is a predicted model, not a curated record.